AUGUUGGAGAGAUGGAGUCUGAUUCUACGACGGAGUGCGGUCCGUGAAAAGAAGAAUACAGGCCAUGUCUUCGGGAGGAGCUUGAGCGCAACUCCGGCGCAAUGGAAGAAGAAGAUGCCGGAUCGACCUAAACCACCACCCGAGAAAGAGUUUACAGAGGCUUUUCUACAUGGGAGUGGACCUGGGGGCCAGAAAAUUAACAAAACCUCCUCUGCAGUCCAGCUCAUCCAUGCUACCUCGGGCAUUGUUCUCAAAGUCCAAGCUACGCGAUCGCGGUCGCAGAACCGCAAGAUUGCAAGACAGAUGCUGGCGGAUCGAUUGGAUGAUUUGGAGAAAGGGGAUAAGAGUCGGAGUGCUGUGGUGGGAGAGGUGAAGAAGAAGAAGAAGAGUAGUGCUGUGAAAAAGAGCAAGAGGAAGUAUAGGAAGUUGGAUGAAGCAAAAGCUUCUGAAGAGGGUGCAAUUGGUGAUGGAGAGGUCGACGGAAAUGACCAAGGCCCUGAGACAAAGCCUUGA
Glarea lozoyensis ATCC 20868 is the source of this 513-nucleotide messenger RNA. RefSeq names its product Release factor. Gene Ontology annotation, cellular component: mitochondrion. Lineage: Eukaryota; Fungi; Ascomycota; Leotiomycetes; Helotiales; Helotiaceae. The transcript has 2 exons. Gene Ontology annotation, molecular function: translation release factor activity. Gene Ontology annotation, biological process: translational termination. Bases 1 to 513 code for a protein of 170 amino acids. The record is from RefSeq and is a predicted model, not a curated record.